CCUUCUUGUACAAAUCCGCACACAUAUAUACACACACACACACACACACACACACACACACACACACACACUGCGGAGAGAGCGGAGCAAAGCGAGUGAGCGUGUGCGCACGGAUCGUCGUCGAGUCGACAACACUACCCCUUUCUCUUCUGUAGCAUAUAAAAGCAAUACCUGGAUAUGGCAUCUGGAUCAGAAGGUGAAACAGCUGGAAGUGAGAAUUUGCUCGAAUGGGUUCAGAAAGACAAGCGGCGAUUUUUACAUGCUGUUUAUCGUGUUGGUGAUUUGGAUCGCACCAUAAAAUUUUACACUGAAUGUUUUGGGAUGAAACUGCUGAGGAAAAGAGAUGUUCCCGAGGAGAAAUAUUCAAAUGCAUUUCUUGGAUUUGGGCCCGAGGACUCUCAUUUUGCGUUAGAAUUGACUUAUAAUUAUGGAGUCGAUAAAUAUGAUAUAGGAACAGGCUUUGGACAUUUUGCCAUUGCAACUGAAGAUGUUUAUAAAUUGGUCGAAGAUGUCAGGGCAAAGGGUGGCAAAGUUACUCGCGAACCUGGUCCUGUUAAAGGAGGAACGACGGUUAUCGCUUUUGUGGAAGACCCUGAUGGCUACAUAUUUGAGCUAAUUCAGAGGGGUCCAACUCCUGAGCCUCUUUGUCAGGUUAUGCUUCGUGUAGGUGACCUUGAGCGCUCCAUCAAGUUUUAUGAAAAGGCCUGUGGGAUGAAGUUACUGAGGAAAAAAGACAAUCCUGACUAUAAGUAUACAAUUGCCAUGAUGGGUUAUGCUGACGAGUAUGAGACAACCGUUCUGGAGUUGACAUACAACUAUGGUGUCACAGAGUAUACUAAAGGCAAUGCGUAUGCUCAGGUCGCUAUUAGCACUGAAGAUGUUUAUAAAAGUGCUCGAGUCGUGGAUUUGGUUACUAAAGAACUGGGAGGAAAAAUUACAAGACAGCCUGGACCAAUCCCAGGAAUCAAUACGAAAAUCACCUCUUUCCUUGAUCCAGAUGGCUGGAAAGUGGUUCUGGUUGACCACUCUGACUUCCUCAAGGAGCUAGAGGCGUGAUUAGUAGUGAAAAUAAUAAUGCCCUAAGAACUGCUUUCCUGUAUAUGCGCGGACGAGAUAGCCUAUCUAUCGGACUAAAAAUCAUGUAAUAAAAGCUUCACUGUUUGUUGGAUGCGAUAUGCUAAUGCUGUGGGAUGUUGUUACUUAUUUUACUAGGUUAAUACAAUACUAUGCCUUUCGUUUCAUAUUCCUUGUGGGGUGCUUAUUGUACAGAUAUUUCACUAAUGUGUUCGCCUGUUCUUCAGAAUGUUUU
Messenger RNA from Ananas comosus (pineapple), 1309 nucleotides. RefSeq names its product lactoylglutathione lyase-like. Gene Ontology annotation, molecular function: metal ion binding; lactoylglutathione lyase activity. Gene Ontology annotation, cellular component: cytoplasm. The coding region runs from base 178 to 1056 and encodes 292 amino acids. The transcript has 9 exons. Lineage: Eukaryota; Viridiplantae; Streptophyta; Magnoliopsida; Poales; Bromeliaceae. The record is from RefSeq and is a predicted model, not a curated record.